AUGCUGACCUUUAGUGACAGCAAGACUGGUAUGACUGGCGUUGACAAGGAACAUAUCCAGAAAAUAAUCAAUGAGAAUACCAGCUCAGAUUUUGAGGAACAUGCGAAGAGAAAGAAAGAGAGAAUCGAUGCCAGAAUAAAACGUUAUAGUAACAUAAUGGCUAAAUUUACUCCACAUCAGAUUCUCCAGGCUCAAGCUGAAAUGGAUGUUUUGGUGGGUGUAUUGGAAAAAGAACGUGAUCUUUCUCAUUACGCUGUUCAUGUUGAUAUGGAUGCAUUUUACGCAGCUGUUGAAAUGAGAGAUGAUCCUUCACUGCGCAGCAUUCCAAUGGCCGUUGGUUCGAAUUCAAUGCUUAGUACAUCAAAUUAUGCAGCUCGUCGUUUUGGUGUACGUUCUGCUAUGCCUGGUUUCAUUGCAAAGAAGUUAUGCCCCCAACUGAAAAUCGUUCCUGGUUGUUUUGACAAAUAUCGAGAAGCAAGUUUAAUGGUUAGAAAAAUAUUUAGAGACUAUGAUCCUGAUUUUUAUGCAGAUGGCUUGGAUGAAGCAUAUAUCGAUUUAACCGCCUACCUCCAAAAUCGAUUUCGCACUGGCUCAGCCGAGCACGAACGAAUUCGAUAUAUGGGUGAGUGCAUUUGCCAACUGCCUUUGGUUGCGGAAAAUGAGAUAUGUCACCUGGACAAUGCUGAAAUUACUGAAGAGAUAUGCACAAAAUGUAAAAAAUUACGCAAAUGUGUACGAGAUCGCAUCACUUUCGGAGUAAAUGUUGAUGAAGUUGUCCGUGAAAUGCGAUUCAGAGUGGAACAAGCAGUGGGUUUAACUUGCAGUGCAGGAAUCGCACCAAAUUCCCUGUUAGCCAAGGUAUGUUCGGAUAUCAAUAAACCGAACGGACAAUAUCGUCUGUUAAAUGAUAAAGAAGCUGUUUUAACUUUCUUGAAAGAUCUCCCAAUACGUAAGAUAAGCGGGAUUGGGCCUGUAACGGAAGCAGUUCUAAAAGGAAUAGGUUUAGAAAAGUGUGGUGAUUUAUAUGAGUGGCGUGGAGUAAUCGGUUUGCUUUUCACACAACUCAGUUACGAAUAUUUUUUGCGAGUUGCUCUUGGCAUAUUUCAUGUGUUCAGUGCUGAUCGAAAAACAAGACAGAAAAGUAUCAGUACAGAAAGAACAUUCCAUCCUACAGGAGACCUUGGAGCUCUUCUUGAGGAAAUGCUUUCCAGAUAUUUUUUUAAAUCAUAG
Messenger RNA from Cercopithifilaria johnstoni, 1230 nucleotides. Lineage: Eukaryota; Metazoa; Nematoda; Chromadorea; Rhabditida; Onchocercidae. The record is from the annotation of a GenBank genome assembly.